Messenger RNA from Sinocyclocheilus grahami, 1132 nucleotides. Its product is annotated as glycine N-methyltransferase-like. The record is from RefSeq and is a predicted model, not a curated record. Bases 120 to 1007 code for a protein of 295 amino acids. The transcript is spliced from 6 exons. NCBI's taxonomy places the organism in Eukaryota, Metazoa, Chordata, Actinopteri, Cypriniformes, Cyprinidae. Gene Ontology annotation, cellular component: cytosol. Gene Ontology annotation, molecular function: glycine binding; glycine N-methyltransferase activity; S-adenosyl-L-methionine binding. Gene Ontology annotation, biological process: S-adenosylmethionine metabolic process; regulation of gluconeogenesis; one-carbon metabolic process.
AACACCGACGCGAUAUAAGUGUCAACAAAAUGAGCAUGUAAAAGAAACUCAAACAAGACAAGACAGGAGAUUAACUCAGAUCCAGAAGACGAACUGUUCACGUGGCGUGAUAAUUCAUUAUGGUGGACAGUGUUUACCGUACACGCUCUCUCGGUGUAGGUGUAGUUGGUCUUCCUGAUCAGUAUGCCGACGGUAAAGCAGCGAAAGUGUGGCAGCUGUACAUCGGAGACACUCGGAGCAGGACAGAGGAGUACAAGUGCUGGUUGCUGUCCCUGCUCAGAAAACAUGGGGUACAGAAGGUGUUGGAUGUAGCCUGCGGAACAGGGGUGGAUUCCAUCAUGUUGGUAGAAGAGGGAUUUAAGGUGGUUAGUGUGGAUGCCAGUGACAAAAUGCUCAAAUAUGCUCUUAAAGAGAGAUGGGAGAGGAGAAAAGAGCCUGCCUUUGAUAACUGGGUAAUUGACGAGGCCAACUGGCUAACGUUACCAGAAGAUGUUAAAAAACCUGGAGAUGGCUUUGAUGCAGUAAUCUGUCUAGGCAAUUCAUUUGCUCAUUUACCAGACUUCAAAGGGGACCAGAGUGAACAGAAGCUUGCCUUACAAAACAUAGCCAGCAUGGCGAAACCUGGAGGGAUCCUAAUCAUUGACCACCGUAACUAUGAUUACAUCCUUGAGACUGGCCAAGCACCCCAAGGAAAGAAUAUUUACUAUAAGAGUGACCUAAAACAGGACAUUUCCACCUCAGUGCUGUGGGUUAAUAGCAAGCCUCACAUGAUCACACUGGACUACACUCUGGAACUGCCUCAACCAGUGGAUGUUCAGACUCCACCUGAUACAAGUAAAUUCCGCCUGUCAUACUACCCCCAUCGUUUGGAAAGUUUUAAGGAGAUUGUAAGAGCAUCAUUUUUUGGAAAAUGUGAGCACAAUGUAUAUGGAGACUUCAAGAAAUACACCCCAGGGCAAGGAGAGGUGCCCUGUUAUUUCAUUCAUGUGGUUAAAAAAACUACUUAAAGCCACAUGCAUUCUGUAAUUUUUUAUGUUCACAUGCAAAAUUGGUUGUGAAAAUUGGUCUAUGAAAAAAAAAAAAGACUAGGGCUUGCAUGACAUGAUUUUAGUUAUUUUGCUUUGUUGGGGGG